AUGGCAUCUCGAAGGCUCGCGCUGAGCCUGAACCAAGGCCUCCGCGCGCAGCGUGCCAUCAACGCCGUCAAGCCCAGCAUCACCCGCCGUGCCCUGGCGACUCCUGUUAGCCAUGCGGCCACCACCGAGAGCACAACCCUGAGCAAUGGCUUCACCGUGCGCACCCAUUGGCCCUCAAUCGAGACGGUAGAAACUGGAAAAGCUGAUAGAGAUGGUGUAGAUUGCGACACAACACUCGCCGUACGCGCAAACCAGCACUGUCGGUGUCUGGAUCGAUGCCGGCUCGCGCGCCGAGACCGACAAGACUAAUGGAACCGCACAUUUCCUGGAGCAUCUCGCAUUCAAGGGCACCCAACGCCGCAGCCAGCAGCAACUCGAGCUCGAGAUCGAGAACAUGGGGGGCCACCUCAACGCAUACACCUCCCGCGAGAACACCGUCUACUACGCCAAGAGCUUCAACUCUGAUGUCCCAGCCUCCGUCGACAUCCUCUCCGACAUCCUACAACACAGCAAAUUGGAGACUUCCGCCAUCGAGCGUGAGCGAGAUGUCAUUCUUCGAGAACAGGAAGAGGUGGACAAGCAGAUGGAGGAGGUUGUUUUCGACCACUUGCACGCCACUGCCUUCCAGAACCAGGCCCUGGGCCGCACUAUCUUGGGACCCAAAGAGAACAUCCAAAGCAUCUCGCGCGACGACCUGACCAACUAUAUCAAGACCAACUACACCGCAGACCGCAUGGUCUUGGUUGGUGCCGGCGGUGUCCCUCACGACCAGCUGGUCCAGCUAGCGGAGAAGCACUUCGGCAGCCUCCCUGCCUACAACCCGAAUGCUCAGAACAACGCUCAAGUCCGUGGCCUCGCUACCAAGCCAGACUUUGUUGGAUCCGAGGUCCGGAUACGAGACGAUACUAUGCCAACCGCCAACAUCGCCAUCGCCGUUGAGGGUGUCAGCUGGAAGGACGAUGACUACUUCACUGCGCUUGUAACACAAGCCAUUGUUGGUAACUGGGACCGCUCCAUGGGUAACUCACCAUACCUUGGCUCCAAGCUGUCUACCUUUAUCCACGACAACAAGCUCGCCAACUCUUUCAUGUCCUUCUCGACAUCAUACUCCGACACCGGUCUCUGGGGCAUUUACUUGGUCACCGACGCCAUCACCCGCAUUGACGAUUUGGUCCACUUCACCCUGCGUGAAUGGUCGCGCCUGUCAUUCAAUGUGUCUGAGGCUGAGACAGAGCGCGCCAAGCAGCAGCUCAAGGCCAGCAUCCUCCUCUCCCUCGAUGGCACCACCGCAGUGGCCGAGGACAUUGGCAGACAGAUCAUCACCACCGGCCGUCACCACUCUCCCGAGGAAGUCGAGCGCAUUGUCGGCAGCAUCACAGCGAACGAUGUCAUGAGGUUCGCACAGAGCAAGCUGUGGGACAGAGACAUUGCCAUCUCGGCUGUUGGACAGAUCGAAGGUCUGCUCGACUAUGCCAGAAUCCGGUCAGACAUGAGCAGGAAUCUGUCAUAA
This is a messenger RNA of Lecanosticta acicola, 1510 nucleotides long. The record is from the annotation of a GenBank genome assembly. Lineage: Eukaryota; Fungi; Ascomycota; Dothideomycetes; Mycosphaerellales; Mycosphaerellaceae.